AUGUCUCACGAAUCCGUCUGGAACUCGCGCCCGCGAACGUACGGCAAGGGCUCUCGUGCCUGCCGUGUCUGCACCCACAAGGCCGGUUUGAUCCGCAAGUACGGCCUUAACAUCUGCCGUCAAUGCUUCCGUGAGAAGUCCUCCGACAUUGGCUUUGUCAAGGCCGGCGCCAUGUACAUCACUAUGGUCGCGCUACAUUCCGAAAUGACAGCAAUCCUCAUGCAUCCCGACGUUCCCAUUAGUCCAGCCAGUAUCACAAAUGUCAUCAACCAAUCCGGUGCUAACAGUCUAAUUUGUCCAGCCGUGCCUAUUGAGAAUAUGCUAGACUACCCACCCGGCCUCGAAGCUUUUUCGCGCCUCAAGCAUAUCGGUUACGUAGGUGGACCUAUUAACCCUGUUCUCGGUGCUAGGGUCGCUGAGAUUACACCGCACCUGUAUAGUCUCAUUGGGAGCACGGAGGGCGCCUUGAUGCAGAUGAACUAUUCGCCCAAUUCGGAGAACUGGGACGCGAUACGCUUUGUUGAGGUCGGUCAGCGCAUGGAGGAGGUCCUCCCUGGACUGUACGAGCUCGUCUUUCCCCGUACUGCGACCAUCGACCGCCUCUACGCAUACUUCCGCUCCUACCCAGAUCUCGAGCACGAAUAUCGUACGAAAGACCUCUUCUCCCCAGUCCCCGGCCAACCCGGAUGGUGGCGUUUCCGCGGUCGCACUGAUAACUGGGUCGCUAUGGCUAAUGGGUAUAAGAUGGACCCGACAGACUUCGAGGCCAUCGUGACUGCACACUCGGACGUCCGCGGUGUUAUCGUGGGAGGCUCCCACCGCUUCCGGUUAUGCAUGAUCGUUGAGUUGCACGAACACCUCCUUCCGACAACUAACGAAGAGGCUCAAGCCGCGCUUGAGAAACUAUGGCCUACAAUCCAAGAGGCUAAUAAGUCCUCCCCAAAAUUUGGACAGAUUCCUCGCGAGCUCGUUUUGUUCGUUCGCCCGGGCAAGCCAUUUUUGCGUGCUGGAAAGGGCACUAUUCAGCGGCAGCUCACAUUGCAGGCGUAUGAAGACGAGAUCGAUGCUCUAUACGAGCGCGUUGAGAGCGGCAUCUUGGUCAGCGACUUAGACCCCAUUACUUCACUCACACCGGAGGGUCUUACGCCCGUACUCACGCAGCUGUUCCAGCAGGCGCUUGACUCGCACGAUAUCGAUACCGAUACCGACGUCUUCGCACGUGGGCUAGACUCUAAUGGUGUUACCCUUACUGUUUCGCGGCUGAAGGCUGCACUACGUAGUUAUGGGCUAUCUGAGGACAUUUUGCAUGGCAUCCACAUCAGUCUUUUAUACAGCUCCACUACCGCGCGAUCCCUCGCUCACACACUGUCCGCAUACCUUGGCGGUGGAAGUGGCAAGGACAAAGCGGAAACUCCAGAUGGUGGCGUUGAGGAUAUGCUGGCUAAGUACCUCCCUGUCUCUCAGCACCCUCGCGCUCAGGCUAUUAUCUUAACAGGAUCUACGGGAUCUCUCGGGACAUAUCUACUUGCGGCGCUACAAGCACAGCCCGAGUCUCGCGUGCGCCGUAUCUUCUGUCUGAACCGGGCCGCAGACGCAGCAUCCAAGCAAGCCACGGCUCUGAAGUCGCGUGGACUUCCACCAGCUCAGGAGUCAAGCGGCCGCGUAGUAUUUUUCUCGGUUAAGGACUUUGGCGCGCCCCGCUUGGGCUUAACACCUAAAGACUAUGGUUUACUCCUAGCUGAAACUACGGCCAUAAUCCACAACGCCUGGCCUGUAAAUUUCCUUCUCCCACUACAGUCCUUCGAGCCGUCGAUAGCAGGACUAGUACACCUACUUGAACUCGCGAAGAAUGGCGCACGGCGACCGGCGGUGCUUUUUGUGUCGAGUAUCUCAGCGGCGAUGGGUACGGCCCGCGAUGUUCCGGAGGAAGUUCUUUCCGAGCCAGCGGAACUUGUUCUACGACAGGGUUACGCGCGGUCUAAAUACGUCGGUGAGCGACUGUUAGAUUCGUGGGCGCUAUCAGGUACAGCAAAUAAGCGACGCGCUGCUGUCCUGCGCGUUGGUCAGGUCGCGGGCCCAGUGGCGGCAGGAGGUGCUUGGAACCCCUGGGAGUGGUUCCCGAGUCUGGUGCGCAGUUCCAAAUUCCUAGGCGUACUGCCGCGUAGUCUCGGUACAAGUAGCCGUAUUGAGUGGGUGCCAGUAGACGAGCUCAGUAAGAUUAUUCUCGAGGUUGUUGACGAAGUAACCCGUACCGACGUCGAAGACAGCACUUCUUCUGAAAAAGGCAAACAGAGGGGCGCCAAAGUAUACAACCUCGUCAAUCCCCACGCCGUACCUUUCUCCAACCUUAUCCCUGCACUGCAGGAAAAAGGCAUCGCAGAUAAAGCCAUACCCCUCGAGUCCUGGAUCGAGGCUCUCGAGCGUAGUAGUUACGAGCGGAAGACGAGUGCGCAGGAUAACCCUGCAGUCAAGUUGCUAGAUUUCUAUAAGUCGAUUGUACCGCACCACGGCGGCGACGGCGUGAAGAGGAAUGCAAAUGGAGACGCUAAGAAUGGGCGUGGGGGUAAUAAAGGAGGAGAAGACGAUUAUACCUGGCGUGUUGACAAUACCCUGCGUGCGAGUCCGACGGCGAGAGCGCUCAAGCCGGUGAAUACGGAGUGGGUGAAGCUGUGGGUUGAUCGCUGGGGAUUCUAA
Messenger RNA from Daldinia childiae, 2694 nucleotides. Its product is annotated as 40S ribosomal protein S29. NCBI's taxonomy places the organism in Eukaryota, Fungi, Ascomycota, Sordariomycetes, Xylariales, Hypoxylaceae. The record is from RefSeq and is a predicted model, not a curated record. The coding region runs from base 1 to 2694 and encodes 897 amino acids. The transcript has 3 exons. Gene Ontology annotation, molecular function: structural constituent of ribosome. Gene Ontology annotation, cellular component: ribosome. Gene Ontology annotation, biological process: translation.